UAUCUUCACUGCAUCAUCAGUUCCAUCGUACAGAGAUAACCUCAUAUCCUUAAUUCUUUCUUUUGAUACAUACCUAUAUAUAUAUAUAUAUUAUCUGGGAGGAAGGAGUGUAGAGAGAAAAAACAAAUCAUCAAAGAAAUAAACAAGUAUUGAAUUGAAUGAUGAACACGAGCAGCAGUAAUUUGGAAACAAGGCCUUCCUUGCUUCAGGAGCUGCGUAGCUUCGAGAAAGGUGGCUUCUUCGACUUCGGCCACCCUCUCCUCAACCGCAUCGCUGAGAGCUUUCUCAAAGCUGCUGGGAUAGGAGCUAUUCAGGCUGUGUCACGUGAGGCUUAUUUCACAGCCACUGAAGGGCUUGAUUCAAGCGGUGGCGGUAUCCCGCCGGAAAUCUCAGGCAACAAAAAGCAUCGCUUCCCUGACCUCAGAGGUGAAAACAAUACAAAAUCUCUCGAGGCUAUGGUGAAGCAUACUGGAAAGGAAUCUUUGCAAUGGGGGCUGGCUGCAGGGGUGUAUUCAGGUCUCACAUAUGGACUGACAGAGGCUCGUGGGGCGCAUGAUUGGAAAAACAGUGCAGUUGCCGGAGCGAUUACGGGGGUGGCUCUGGCACUCACAUCGGAGGGGUCGUCCCACGAGCAGAUUGUGCAAGGUGCUAUAACUGGAGCUGCCAUAUCCACUGCUGCAAAUCUUCUCUCUGGAAUAUUUUAGGCUGCUGACUGGGGCCUAGUCCCGCAGAGAGCUUUUCUUUGAUAAUGUGGAGAUGUGAUUUGCUCCAUCUCUUGUUUAAGAAAACUUCUGGUUAGGAUUUUUGCUUUUGGAUCGGUUAAUCAUCACCAUCAAGAAUUUUCAGGGUCUACUAGACCUUUUUUCCUUGUAUGGUUUUUGGUUAAACUUCACUGGUUUAAUAUCCAGAUGGUUUAAAUGUUGGGUUAUUGAAGUUCUGUUUUUUA
Prunus dulcis (almond) is the source of this 946-nucleotide messenger RNA. Its product is annotated as outer envelope pore protein 16-2, chloroplastic. The transcript is spliced from 7 exons. Gene Ontology annotation, cellular component: chloroplast outer membrane. The coding region runs from base 159 to 704 and encodes 181 amino acids. NCBI's taxonomy places the organism in Eukaryota, Viridiplantae, Streptophyta, Magnoliopsida, Rosales, Rosaceae. The record is from RefSeq and is a predicted model, not a curated record. Gene Ontology annotation, molecular function: amino acid transmembrane transporter activity.